GUCUUCAGAGAGUAUUCACAUUACGCGAUCAUUUUAAGGGCGAACCAAUCAAACAACAAAUUCAUACAAAUUGAUACUAAACUGUUUAUAUUAAAUUUUAUAACAAAAAUUAAGUGUGCAAAUAAGUUUGUAUCGCGUCGGUAAUUAAAACUAAUUGGGUUUAAUACAACGAUAAUUAUUUUGUAUUAAUACCUCGUUCGGAGCGAGUUUGGAGACUGAGUUUUUUUUUUUUUUUUCAAAACGGAAAAUGACCUUUCGCCGUCGCUAAUGGAGGGAAGUGCUCAGUGAUUAUAUUUUGCUUUAGAAUUGUUCUUGUGUGGUGUUUAAAAGAUGGCGGCAUAGGGGGCGGCCAGGGUUGGCCCUUUGAGGCCAUGCUCAACAACCUCACCGCGACAGCCCUCGGAGCAGGUCACAAAGAGUCGUGCCAAGAGGACAGCAAGCCGCACGAGAUAAAGCCGAGUCUAGAUCGGCCGCACCAUGCGCUGGGCGUCCGGCUGCACGCGGCACACAACGUCCGCCCAGAACACUUACAGGGUGGGAUCCACCAGCAGCACAGCGGAGGGCACAUGUCCACCGUCCCGGUCAGCAUGUCCUCAUCAGCAUCAGACAGCGACAAGCCAGCCAAGCAGAAGAGGCACAGAACGAGGUUCACGCCGGCACAACUGAACGAGCUGGAGAGAUGCUUCUCCAAGACUCACUACCCUGACAUCUUCAUGAGAGAAGAGAUCGCUAUGAGGAUCGGCCUCACCGAAAGCCGAGUCCAGGUCUGGUUCCAGAACAGACGGGCGAAGUGGAAAAAGCGCAAGAAGAGCACCAAUGUGUUUAGAUCUCCAGGAGCGUUGCUUCCUUCACACGGCUUACCACCGUUCGGGGCUGGGGACGUCUGUGGACCUGGUGUCUUUGCAGACAGACCUUGGUCGAUGCCCGCUGGUCUUGGGCAACUAUCGCAGUCGGGAGUGUCUAUGGGAGGUUUCGGUGCGGGCACCCUGCCGCAGCUCGCCGCGGACCUGAACCCCUCGCUCCCCAUCAGCUCAGUGGCGUCGGGACAACCUUACCAGGGACACUAUCCGCUGAACUCUUUAGGAGACACGAUGAUGUCCUACUGCAACAACAUAGCGAGCGGACAACAGGCCUUGGAGGGCUCCCCCACCCCCCCGCACAUGGGACACUGCGCCAACAACAACGCGUCGCCUGACGCUUCAGAGCUGCGCGGGGCGGGGGGCGGCGGGGAGUGCGAGGCGGAGGCGUGGCGCGGACACAGCAUCGCCGCGCUGCGCCGCCGCGCCUCCUCGCUCUCGCACAUCCCGCCCUACCUCCAGCUCAACUACGACGCGCACAGCCCGGUCUACUGAGGGCCGCCCGCAGGUCCCUGCUGCUCCAAGCGACACCAAGUCGUCCUACGAUGAUCGACUCCAACAGCUCAGACGUCGAUACCAGGCACUACAAGAAUCACUUCUUUGAACUAGUAAAAUCAAUGAAGUUUGUUCACACUAAACAGUAUCUAUUAGUAACAGUAUCUAGUAAUAUUAAGGCCUGUUCACUUUUUUUUUCCUACUUAAGCGGAGCGCCUUGUGAGUGUAUUUCAGCGUAACCUUAACUAGUAGGUGAGCUCACGGGGCUCAAACCUGAGUGAUGCUAACACGAACCCUAGCAAGAGCCGUGCUUCGCAAAAUCUACCACCGAAUCGGAAACGCGACCCACUGAGAAGAUCCGGCGAGAAACUCAGUGGGCUGUGUCUGAGGGCCUGUUCACAUAAACUAAGUCCUGGUUGAGCUUGUCAAUCCCGGCGCGAUGCGUUCUACUGAACAAAUUGCAGAUUAUCAAAUAACUACGAGACGCAUAGCUUAGUCUUACACUAACUUAUCUGGUUUCUUUUCAACUAUACUAAGUAUUCUUUUAGGAUUUUCAUGGAUAAUAUUGAAGUCAUUACUAACAAUAAUGGUCUCAUUGGUCCUAUGGUCUAUCCAUCCUUAUCUUGUACCUAUCACAUCGCCCUUAGCGUUCUGUUGUACUUCAUAGGGUCUCAUUUAGUUUGUGCGUGCCAAAGCUGAAUUAGGUACUCGAUCAGAUUUUGACCCCGUAUCACAAACGAACUAAAUGUAAGGAGAGGCCUGGGGAAAUUGGAUUUUAAAAAUAACCUCAAUUUUACUGUAUUAAGAAAAUAGUUAAUUAUUGCGUGCUUAUAUCAUACCUGGUAAGAGAUCUCGUGGACGAGUCCCCAUGCGUUGGCCUGAUCAGGUGAAAGACCUUACUAAAACCCCACUUAACGAGUGUGUGCGCCGGGCCUCGGUUCGCAAACUAUGGAAGACAUCUGUCAAGGCUUUAAUAAGCAAGCAUUUCACAUGUCCACGACUGCUCUGCCAAGAGCAACCGAUUAUGAUUAUGAUGAUAUCCACUGAGGUCUCUCCUGGCUGGGUGCUUUGGCUGUCUAAGAUACUCGAAAGUGGAUUUUUGGCUCUUGGUUUACGGUAAAAAUGAAAUAUGUAUACAGUGAAACAGAACUACUUAAAUACGUACUGUGCUAAUUCCAAGUCCUUCGUAAUGGUCGCGGCGGCAGCUCCCUUCAUUGUUCUCUAUAAAAAUAUGUUGCAACAUUAUUCAUUUGACAAAUUUUGAACAAGUAGACACAUGCAUUUUACGUAUAGAUUGUGCCACUUAUAUUAUUACAAAUACGAAAAAGUAUUUAUCAUACUUUACGAUCAGGACUGAUAGAGCUGCUACAAAAAACAUUACGUUAUUCAUUUUUGAAAUAAUCAGAGUUAAAAAUUAAUUUAAAGCCAAAUAUCACGUUCACUCCGGCUAUGCAAAAUUCAUAUCUACAUACAACGUACCUAGUAUUUCUUGAUAUUUACCUAAUACGUUAAGUGAUAUUAGUAAAACUGAUCUUAUCUUAAUCUUCUAUUACUUAAACUCAUAUUUCGUACUCCAAUGAAUCCUGUCGCCAUUUUGUUGUGCUAGUCACGAAGUAGGGUGACAAUGUCGUAACUAAUAAAUUAUAGGAUAUGAAAAUCGUGAGCUGUAUUCCACAAUGUAUACGCGUUGGUACAAUAAUUAACACUUAACAUUAAUCUAAAUUUAAAUUAAUUAAAGUAUUACUUAGUAAUUAAGGUAAUUUUUAUGCGUGUAUUUUGCCUGUGUAUAUAUCUUAAUUGAUCAUAAAUAUACAUAAUAUUAGAGAAUUCAAUAAAGUAUGGUAACAGUGUAAGUUUAAGUUUUGUUUUGUUGUUAUUUUGUGUGUCACAAAGUGUCGUUAUUUCUAUUUUAAUUGUAUUUAUUUUUAUUUAAAGCAAUAUUAAACUUCAAAUAUACCAUAGGUACCUGUAUAAUAAGAUACUUUUUUUUGUACAAAUUGACGAGCAUGCAUUUAUAAAUCAUUAAGAUUAUUAUAGCCAAAGUAGUGGUGUGAAAUAAACGCAUUGCAGACUCAAAUAAAUAGGUACCUACUUACUUAUGUUACUUGAACUGAAUUAUUAAAAUGAAUGAAUCUUUCAUUCCUCUUCAGGUUUAAAGGUGUUAGCCGACGUUAAAUAAUGCAGGUUCAUCGAUUGAAGCGUGUUGGUUUCAAGUAAAAUACACCGAGAAGUUUUAAUAUGUAAUUGAAUUAUUUAUGUAUGAUUUUUCUUAACGUUAAAAAGGUCCGUUUGGCGCCUUUUAUUACAUUAUUUUGUACGUUCCCCUUGCGAACACUACGCAGCCGCCAUCUUCUCGUAUACGGAUAUCAUUAAGGCUAGCUCGUAACUGUAUAGAUAGGUGCAUAUUUAAUUUUAAUAACUCGGAAACUCACGGCCACUGACCUUAACUUAGACUUUUCAUUGUAAUGUUCUUAUUUAAUUAAAAGUGGUUGACAGUUCCUAUGUUUAUUUUGCAAUCGUUCUGUGACCCUUAGUCGUGCGCUUUAUACAUUUGAUGCUCAACUUGACUCAUUCGUGAACAUAUGUGAGUGUAUUCACGGAACCCGGUUAAAGUCUUGUCAGCAAUAAUAUCAGCGUCUCUUUUAGUUUUCGAUUAGAAGUAUAUGGGGCUCAGUGCUGAGCUGGUGAAUAACCUCGUAGCACCACAUAACAUUCCACUGGAGCAGUCGUUCACGGCUGGGUGAUAGACAGAAAAUAUACUACAUACCUAUAUAUACGAACAUUCGGUUCAAUACAUGUAAUCAAAACAUUUCUAAAUAUAUCGUCAUACACUACAUGCAAGAUAUCUACCCUAGGGAUUCACUAAAAGUGUGCCUCUGUGCAGGGCUCGCGAUAUUGACGGUUCCAUCCCGGAGAUGAAUAAUUGACACGUUGUAUAGAAACUGUGUACUUAGUGCGAGUUUUUUAACGUUAUCGAUAGCGUAAAAGUUAACUCAAACUUGUAUGCAGCUGGAACAGCGCCCCUAGCGGCAAAUGCAGGCAAACGUUCCAACUCCAUACAAAUUGAGUUAACUUUUACGCUAUCGAGAACAUUUAAAAACUCACACUAAACACACUAGCUUUUAAAUGACGAAUGCUUACAAACUAUAAUCUUUAUUCAAGAAGCACUUUUAAGCUUCGGUGGCGUUAGUAUCCUUAAAUAGAAGCCCGUGACGGCAGAACCGCGGAGCUAACACGUGCAAAAUACGAAUUAGGUAAAGAGAAAUAAGAGAAGAUACCAUCACUACCGAUCGAUGAGCAACAGCGUCGUACUGAUACUUACUAUUACUAGUCGGACAGAAUGCUAACAUUAAGACAGUCGAACCAGUAGGUGAUUAACAGAAAUAAUUGAAAGGAAAAAAUGGCGAAUCAAUUCUCGGCCAACACCUAGUCAACACAGAAUAAAAUCAUAUCGACGGGUGAAAAGCUAUUUAAUAUAAGCGACAUUUUGACGUGACAACGUCUUAUAAUUGAAUACAUAUGAAAAUGCUCGGAAUUAAAUUAAUAAAAAUAACAAUUUUGUUUUCCCUUUGAUAUGUCCCCUGUCGGACGGAUUCGUUUUUUGUACAAAAGUUUAGGUCUUUUAUUUAUCGUUUGAGGCACUACGAAGUCUGCCGGGUCUUCUUUCUGGUCGUUCCCUCAAUGCUGAGGAUCGUGACUGUAUGUCAAUCUUCUCCACUCGGUCAGCUAGUACUAAAUAAAACGCACCUUUAAUUACAAAGAUAAAUGACGCGUGUUGAACGAAAAGUCGCUUAAACCAAAUGCCCUUUCACUCCUCGAUAUAACUAUUUCACAGUUAAAAACAAUUGUAUUUAUUGCAGUAAGUAACUAAUUUAAUCACGUUACUAGCUGAGCUAUGACUAUGACCGGGUAUUUUGUUUACAAACGCAAUAUUCAAAUGAACAUUUAAUUCAUACAACAUUAGUAAAAAUCGUGUUUCCGUCCUUUUUCGAGCACCGUACAUUAAAUGAGGCCUAUAAAAUCAAAGGCAGCUAAACGCCAUAAUGUCGUAAAAUGGAUUAACAAUGGCGCUAUCUUGUUUAAUUAGUUGGACACGCUUUAGUGUUUUCAUGUUAUAACAAAUGCAGCUCUAACAAAUUCAGUUCAAAAAUUUUAUUUUUACUAAGUACUAAUAAACGAAGUUUUAUCAUUUAAAAUUCAGAUUAUUAGUAAUACACUCAUUCUUUAUAAAUCUGCUCUAAAAUAAAGAAUAUCGUAGCUAUCCGAACAAAGUUAUUUCAGCUUCUCAAACCGGAGUGUUGCUAACACUGGCCCUAGCAAGAGCAGUACUUCGAUGGAUCGAGAGGAUCCGUAAUGACGUGUUUAGGGCCGAUUUUUGUAGUUUACCUGAAUAUUUGACAGACUUGGAUAUAGCUGCCUUUGAUUUUAUAGGCCUCAAAUAUCGUUCUGUUGGCGUGUAGCUGAGGGCGGACUAUUUAAUUACCAUGAUCAAGAAUAUAAACCAAAGCUAGAAUUCAUUUGGUUGAAUAAAAAUAUCCUAUUUUAUUUUAGGAUCAUGGUUACAGUAUUCCUUUACGCCGUUGCUUCAUAUAUUUUCUUAUUCUAAAGAACUGAGUGAAAUGACUAGAUUUAAUAAAUGAAAUUGGUAUUUUAAUCAUUAUAACCGCGAGUUUUUUUUUCUUAUAGCUCGCCAUGUACUAUGUAUAGCCAAUUAGUAUACUGUGUUAGUUUGUAAGUAUUAUUAUACAUACGUACAAUAAAUAGACAAUGUUCAA
Molecule: messenger RNA, 6127 nt
Organism: Bombyx mori (domestic silkworm)
Lineage: Eukaryota; Metazoa; Arthropoda; Insecta; Lepidoptera; Bombycidae
Product: homeobox protein orthopedia
Exons: 8
Coding region: 372-1352 (326 amino acids)
Biological process (GO): regulation of DNA-templated transcription; neuron differentiation
Molecular function (GO): DNA-binding transcription factor activity, RNA polymerase II-specific; DNA binding
Source: RefSeq, a predicted model, not a curated record